This is a messenger RNA of Fukomys damarensis (Damara mole-rat), 1290 nucleotides long. RefSeq names its product fibronectin type III domain containing 8 (gene Fndc8). The record is from RefSeq and is a predicted model, not a curated record. Gene Ontology annotation, cellular component: nucleus. Gene Ontology annotation, molecular function: protein binding. Bases 126 to 1094 code for a protein of 322 amino acids. NCBI's taxonomy places the organism in Eukaryota, Metazoa, Chordata, Mammalia, Rodentia, Bathyergidae. The transcript is spliced from 4 exons.
GAAGUCAGCCCCUUGCACCCCACCCCACCCAAACUAAAGGUGGGCUCACUGCUCCUGAAGUUUCUUUCUGCUUCCUGUUAGCGGCUUGUUCUGCAUGGUGACGGCUGUGGUGCCCAACCACCCAGAUGGCCUCCAAGGCACUCAGUAAAGUGGGAGAUGGGGAGGAGACCACACUGAAGAAGGAAAACCUCAAUGUUAUAAAUGCGCUUGACCAACUGCCAAAGCCCCUUCCAAACCCCAAGUUUAUGAACCGGACCAUCGCUACCAAAGGACGCCCGCUUUCCUCAACAGGCAAUUUGGCAACUCUGUUGGAGGCAGAGUCCAUCAAUCUCAUGAAGCCGAUGCCAGUAGAGGACUCCGAGUACAGCUCCGAUGAUACCAGCAUUUCCCCCAUCUCAUCCACCUCGUUGAACCCUGUCAAACUGGCCGUGACCCAGCCCAACAGCAGCUUCUUCGCUGGACUGCUGGAGGGUGAACUGAACAAGCUCAGCUUUCCCCCGACAGCCAAGAACACAGCCAAGGAGGGGAACCUGGCCCUGUGCCCCUGCCCAUCUACAUCCCAAAUUGUCCCCCAGGGCCUGGUGGACCUUGAGAAAUCAGAAGCAGACACAGACACCUCCUCCACGCGCUCGGAAUCACCUGUGGUCGUGGAUGUGCCCGAGCCUCCCUUCAUCUGUGAACACACCGCCAGUGACUCCACAGCAGUGAUUUCCUGGACCUAUGCCCUGGGCAAGCAGCAGGUCAGUUUCUACCAAGUCCUGUUACAAGAGGUUGCCAAGAAGAAAGAUGAGCUGCCCAGGGCAAAAAACUGCCCCUGGAUCUUUAACAAGAUCUUGGGCACCACUGUCAAGCUGAUGGAGCUGAAGCCUAACACGGGCUACUGCCUCACUGUCCGUGCAGCCAACACAGCUGGGGUGGGGAAGUGGUGCAAGCCCUACAAGUUUGCAACCGUGGCCAGGGACUUAAGCAGCUUCUCUGAGCACAGCCCCAUCCAGAUCACUGUGAAGCGCAAGGAACCCCAGCGGAGGACAGUGUGCAUGGGGCCGGAGGACAUGCGGAAGUUGGAGGAUCUGGAAUACCUAUGUCCCUACUAGCAGAGGGCCCAGGACGCUCCUUGUCUGCUGAUAGCCUUGGCCCAGGGCCCUCAGGCAUCGGAACCUCGCCAGAGAGCCACUGGCUACCCUGCCAGCUCAGGGCCUGGUGGUACUGGUACCAGAAUGCCAACCCUGGGCCAGGGCCAAAUUCACCCGAGACACUGCAGCCCCCGACCAUUAAAGAACUGCAGGUCAU